CUCCAGGAUUUGCGCUGACUCGUCAUUGCACCUGAUGCAACACCCCAAUGCUUGUGAGGUUAUCCGCACAAUAUACAUUAUAUCACCUCUCACCGCAUGCUAUCGGCCCCCAACAUUGCUUACCGCAUAUUUAAUCUCGCCUGCCUCGACCUUCCUCCUAUGGCAAUUCUUUCCCCAGCUGGAGCGGCCCCGUCCGCUUACCCGACAGCCGACUUAUCAUAAGGGAGAUACGAGGAGGGGGAUGGCUAUCACGGCAAUGAUUGCGCAACUCUGCGAUAAGAUAACUCAAUGCCCUGACGUACGCCCUGCGUCGGGCUUCCCCUCAUAUUAUCCCCCGACCUCCCCUGGCAUCUCUCUCCAGCAAAUGCUUCGGAAAUUGAAGAUGACCAAGUUCCAAUUGCUCCCUUUUGUCGCAGGGCUGCUCGUCCCCUCGGUGGCGGCCCUCAGCAUCCCCUCCCCGCAGCAGAUUCUUGAUACCUUCACUAUCGGGGAAACCAGCGACUUAUGUCCUCUGGCACAAAAGGUUGAGGUCCCUGACGAUGGGUUCUUCCCGGCUCUCAAAUUUGUCGAGGACAGCUCUUUCAAGUCGCGUCAAGUCAAUCGCCUCUCCAGGGCUGUCCAGGUCCCAACCACGGUCGACGAUUACAUGAGAGACCCUUACGACGAGAAGUUCGCCCCAUUCGCCGACUUCCAGAAACUCCUGCAGACUCUCUUUCCCCUCACUCACUCCUACGCUCGCGUAGACCACAUCAACCGAUUCGGCCUCGUCUUCACCCUCAAUGGCACCGAUGACUCUCUCAAGCCCCUGCUCUUCACCGCGCACCAGGACGUCGUUCCCAUCAACGACCCCUCAGACUGGACCUACCCUCCCUUCGAUGGCCACUUUGACGGCGAAUGGCUCUGGGGCCGCGGCGCCAGCGACUGCAAGAAUGUCCUGAUCGGUCUUCUCUCCGUCGUUGAAGACCUCCUCUCCCAGAAGUGGCAGCCCACCCGCACCGUCCUUCUGGCCUUCGGUUUCGAUGAAGAAUCCCACGGUUUCCUUGGCGCCGGGUCUAUCGCCCAACUCCUCGAGAAGAAGUACGGCCCCGACAGCUUCGAAUUCGUCCUCGACGAAGGCGGCAUGGGUCUUGAGACCGUCGACGACACCGACGAUGGCGUCGUCUACGCUCUCCCCGGCGUCGGCGAAAAGGGCAGCCUCGACGUCGUCCUCACCCUCGCCGUCCCAGGCGGCCACAGUUCCGUCCCUCCCCCGCACACGGGAAUCGGCAUCAUCUCCGAGAUCAUCUACGCGCUGGAGCGCGAGGACCUCUUCGUCCCCGUCCUCGACACCCACCAUCCCACGCGCAAGAUGCUCGAAUGCCAAGUCCGCCACUCCCCAUCGCAGGUUGAGCCCUGGCUCGCCUCGGCCCUCCAAUCAACCGACUACGUCUCCCUCGCCGAGAAACUCGCCUCCUCCCGCGGCGAAAAAUUCCGCUUCAUCCUCCAAACCUCCCAAGCCACCGACAUCAUCACCGGCGGCGUCAAAUCCAACGCCCUCCCAGAGAAGAUCAGCGCCGUGGUCAACUACCGCGUCGCACUCCACCAAACCCCAGAUCUCGUCAAGAACCGCGCCGUGAAAAUCAUCACCCCCAUCGUCCAGAAAUACAACCUCUCCCUAACCGCCUUCCCGGCCGAUGACAAAGUCGACCCCUCCCUCAACAACCACCUCACCCUGACCACCCUCAACGGCGCCCUCAGCCCCGCCCCCGUCAGCCCAACAAACAUCGAGACCGACCCCGUCUGGGCCCGCUUCUCCGGCGUCACCCGCUCCGUCUUCGAAUCCGUCCCCAGCCUCAGCGGAAAGACUGUCGUCGUCAGCGGCGACAUCAUGACCGGAAACACUGAUACCAGAUUCUACUGGCCCCUAACUCGGAAUAUCUACCGGUGGAGUCCGUCGCGCGCCGGUCGGGCCGUGAAUAUCCAUACUGUUGAUGAGAGAAUUGAUAUCGAUAUUCAUUUGGAGGCUAUGAUGUUGUAUUACAACCUUAUUCGCUCGUUCGAUGGCUGGUCAGACUCUGACUCUGCUGCUGAUGAGCUUGCUCAUGAUGUGCUGUGAGCAUAGCUCGUUUCUUCUUGGCCUUGGACACGUGUAAUGCAGCGUAUAAUUCUCUCCUUGGAUUAUUUGGCUCCUUACCUGCGCCAAAAGUUCAUUUCUUGGAUCUGAAUCGGGACUCAUCUGUUGGAUUUCUAUUCCGGAUGUCAUUUGCAUACUGCCUAACGAUCAUAUCUCGCAUCAAUCUGCCUAUCUAUGAUGCAAUUUCUAUCUACUUUGCAUCCAUCUGUUUAUGACUCACAUCUAUUCUUCUACCCAUUCACGUGAUCAAGAUUGGAAAAUGAGCAGUAUUACUUGCAGCGGCUUAUGCAAGGGAUAUUAUGUACUUGACCACCCCACGAUGCCCAAAUGCACUGUAAGCCCACGGCAAUGAAAACAAGCAUGGCGU
This is a messenger RNA of Aspergillus sclerotioniger CBS 115572, 2480 nucleotides long. RefSeq names its product Gly-Xaa carboxypeptidase (gene cps1). The record is from RefSeq and is a predicted model, not a curated record. The coding region runs from base 383 to 2095 and encodes 570 amino acids. The transcript is spliced from 3 exons. Lineage: Eukaryota; Fungi; Ascomycota; Eurotiomycetes; Eurotiales; Aspergillaceae. Gene Ontology annotation, cellular component: fungal-type vacuole lumen. Gene Ontology annotation, molecular function: metallocarboxypeptidase activity.